CGGUGCGACCAGGAAGUUAGGUUGAAAGAGAAAGUUGUUACCUGAACACGUAUCCAGGUUCCCAUGGCCAGAGUUUCCACCUGACCCGGUGUGAGCACUAAGUCAUCAUGGCUGGGAGACUACAGGACAGACAAACAGGGCCAGUUGAUGAGGAGGAAUAUUUUGACAAAGUUGUCAAAGGCGUCAGCCACAAAUGGGACGACCUGGCCCGGAAGCUAGGAUUUGAUCGGAAUGAGAUCAAAGGCAUCGGAACCACAGAACCCAGUCCUGACCACAGGUGCAGAGAAGUGCUGCACAGGUGGAGAAACAGGGAGGGAAGGAAGGCUAGUCUACAGGUUUUGAACCAGACACUCAUCAACAUUGAUGAAAGGCUGACAGCAGAGAGUUUAGAUGGCAAGAAAACAAGACGGAAAAGGAAGAGAAAAAGAAAACCAAAACAGCCCAAAGAAGACGAUUCAUCGGAAAAGUCAUCUUCAAUGGGGAAUGAUCCUCAUAAUGGACCUGCCCCCAGCCACAACUAUUUCAUACCUGUAGCCAAAGCGGUUGGGUCCUCAUGGGGAAAGUUUGCAGUAGAACAACUGGGUCUGACAGCAGAAGACGUGGUGAACAUCCAGGUACAACAUCCCAGCAGCAUCGAGCGUCAGGCGUUACAGGCCCUGGAGCUGUGGAGGCACAGGCGUGGCAGGAAGACCUGUAGGGUGAAGCUGGCAGGAGCUCUCAGGAAGGGAGGGUUCAUACAUACUGCAGAUGAACUUGACAAUGGUCACGAAGUCAAAACACACAUUCCUAACCACAAACAGUGGACAGAGCCCAGUCGUAAAAAGAGGAAGACCCAGGAUUCACUUCAAAUAAAACAGGAAUCAGAACAGUCUUAUCAUGUUGCAUGUGCUGAAUCAAAUGGUACCAACGGACGGGACACAGUGGACCAGAGAGCGGGAACAAGCAGUAACGGAACACAACAUUUCAAUGGGAGGACGGAAGAUGGUUAUGAGACAAGCUCCACAAGCUCACGGUCAAGUCAACAACAUGAAUCGUCAAGUUCAACUAGUUCAAGUUCAACUAGUUCAAGUUCAACUAGUUCAAGUUCAACAAGUGGAGAAGAAUCAGAUUCUGUCAAAGGACCUCAUUUCAUGCAGCCAUCAAAUGUCAAACUGGAAGGAAAACAACAGAAUGGAAAGAGCAGGAAAAGGAGAAGGCAGCUUCAGAAUAGAGCCGCAAGACAGAAAAAAAGGAUAAAGCCUGACCCUGAGGCAGGGAAGAUGCCUGGGUCUAUUAAAGGAGAAGCUGACAGUAAUGAUCCAGACAUGUCUGUUCCAAAUGGUUCAGAUGAUGAUAAAGGCACUAUUUAUCACUUUGUUGUUAAGACUGCUGAAAGGAUGUUUGAUAAGAAAACUGUUGAGAAUUAUGAUGAGUUUGCGAAAUGUGUGAAAUCAUUUGAAAAUGUUGCAUCAGCAGUGCCAGAUGAGGAUGUCAUAGACAAGAAGCCUAUUUUAAAAUUACAGUCUUGGGUCAAGUUGAGGAUAAAAGUCAGGGUUUCCGACAAAAUUGCAGAAAUGGCUCAGAUUAUUUUCACAGACGAAGUACUUGAUCCAGGAGAUAGAGAAUUAUUUCACAAAAUGGCAGAAUGCUUUGGUCGGUUUCAAUCUGCGCUCAGAAAAGCAGAACGUGGAUGUGUACUUUGCUAUCUUGACUUCGCUGAUGUCGGCUGUUUCGACACGUUUUGGCGCGGCUACAGUGACGGGAGCCUGUCCGACACCCUGACCCGAGAACUGAUCACAGACGACAUGAGGGCAGCAGAGGGAGGAGCAGACUUGUACGUACAUGUCCGAGUCCUGCACUCUGCUACAGAGGAGGGGGACUUCUCAGACCAGGACCCAAGUGGCACAGCAGACCGAGGCCCCCCACAUCCUGGUCCAUCUGGGGAACAUACAGGACAGGGUCCUCCUGCACCAGGCAGCGGUAACCAUGGUGAUGACACGCCUCCUGGUUACCAUGGUGAUGGGCCAGGUGGGCUACAGGUGUCAGGUGGUGAUGACGUCAUCCAGGUGAAGCAGGAGCCAGCUGAACAGAUGCCGUCGUGCUGCAUGAUGGGAAAUGUGAAAUCAGAGAUAAAGGGUGAACUGGCGGGUCCAUUUCCCAAGAGAGAAGAAACAGAACUGGACAGACAGCUAGCCGCUGUUGCUGACCAACUGGGUUCCAUGUGGGAGCGGCUGGCUUUAUCUCUCGGCUUCACCACUGACUUCAUCCGGAACCUGACAGCUAGCCAGCCCCCCGCCCUCCGUCCGCGCCAGCUGAUCUGUGAUUGGAUGGAAAGGAACGCUGGUGACGUUACUCUGGACCAGCUGGUGCAGGCCCUGAGGGAUGCUGGGAUACACCAGGUUGCAGAUGCAGCAGCUUCUGGACAGCUGUUUGAAACAGCAGUGUGCAGUGAGGCUGAAAAGGAAAAGCCAGAGGAUGACAUGGAUGCAUCAAGCCCAGGACGACAAACAUCACCAGACAAGGGCAAGGAGAAAGGUUUUGACACGUCCAGCAGUUCUGAAGAGGACUCUGAUGACAGAAACGCUGAGAAUGGGGAUGAUGCAGCAGAUUCUGGUGAAUUGUUUCUGACAGAAACGGAUUGUGAUUCUGCAAAAGGAAAGGCAGACGGGGACUUGGAUACUGCCAACCCUGCCGAGAAGACCUCGCCCAAACAGGACAGUUCUGACAGUUCCAGUUCUUCUAGUUCCAGCAGUUCUGAUGAGGAAUCAGACAACAUGAAGGCUGAAAGGAAUGAUGACGGCAGAUUGCUGUUAAAGAGGAAACGUCCUAACAGCAGCAGUUCUGACUCAAUUGGCAGCUCUGACGAGGAAGAGGAGCAUCAGGGUGCAGCAGUGCUCCUGGCAAGAAAUACCAAGGAAGUACCAGAAUAUGAGGUAUGUCAUAAACUUCGCUGA
This is a messenger RNA of Branchiostoma belcheri (Belcher's lancelet), 2933 nucleotides long. RefSeq lists its product as uncharacterized. Gene Ontology annotation, biological process: positive regulation of extrinsic apoptotic signaling pathway; TRAIL-activated apoptotic signaling pathway. Gene Ontology annotation, molecular function: caspase binding; death receptor binding. The transcript has 20 exons. Bases 108 to 2933 code for a protein of 941 amino acids. Lineage: Eukaryota; Metazoa; Chordata; Leptocardii; Amphioxiformes; Branchiostomatidae. The record is from RefSeq and is a predicted model, not a curated record. Gene Ontology annotation, cellular component: cytoplasm; CD95 death-inducing signaling complex.